GCCGCGCAAUCAGGGGCGCGCAGUGCACGUGCCCGGCUCUCAGUCUUUUCUGCCUCUCGCAGGCAGCAGCAGCAGCUGUGAUCGCUAUGUGCGCCCGGCGAGGAGCCAUAGCUGACAGCCCGACCCCCGCUAUCCAUCCACCUGCAGCCCCCUUCCUGCAGGACGCCAAGAGCCUACAUCCCAUCAUCACCCUGCAGGAGGAGAGGAUGCAGGGCCAGCGGGCGACCUGUACUGUCUCAGGACCAUAGGACAUCAGCAGCCUGGGAUCCAAGCGAUUGGAUUUCAAGAAGGUUAAAAUGAAUGAAGAUACGAAGGUUAAUAUAAGCUGGCUUCCUCAGGAUCCUAUAGAUGCCAGUUCUCCAGAGAAUAUCUCAGCAACAGACUCCUCCUCGAUUCCUGUGCUGAAGCCAGAGCUCAUAGUAAACCCAUGGGAUAUUGUUCUGUGCACAUCAGGAACCCUGAUCUCCUGUGAAAAUGCUAUUGUGGUCCUUAUCAUCUUCCAUAAUCCAAGCCUCCGAGCCCCAAUGUUCCUUCUUAUUGGGAGUUUAGCCCUGGCAGACCUCUUAGCCGGUGUGGGACUCAUAGUCAAUUUUAUUUUUGCAUAUCUUCUACAGUCAGAAGCAGCAAAGCUGGUCACAGUGGGACUGAUAGCCGCAUCUUUUUGUGCCUCAGUGUGCAGCUUGUUGGCCAUCACAGUUGACCGUUACCUAUCACUCUAUUAUGCUUUGACAUAUAACUCGGAAAGGACAGUUACUUUCACCUAUGUCAUGCUUAUUUUCCUAUGGGGAGCAUCUACGUGUGUUGGUCUGCUGCCUAUAAUGGGCUGGAAUUGCCUUAAGGAUGAAUCAACGUGUAGCGUCAUCAGGCCGCUCACUAAAAAUAAUGCUGCUGCCCUUUCGGUUUCCUUUUUGCUUAUGUUUGCACUUAUGCUCCAGUUGUACAUUCAGAUCUGCAAAAUAGUCAUGAGGCACGCUCAUCAGAUCGCCUUACAGCACCAUUUCCUGGCGACUUCUCACUACGUCACCACCCGCAAAGGAGUGUCAACCUUGGCCAUCAUACUGGGGACAUUUGCAGCCUGCUGGAUGCCUUUCACUCUGUAUUCAUUGAUAGCAGAUUACACCUAUCCUUCCAUCUAUACCUACGCCACACUAUUGCCAGCCACCUACAACUCUGUUAUCAACCCCGUCAUCUAUGCGUUCCGGAACCAGGAAAUCCAGAAAGCCUUGUGGUUGAUCUGCUGUGGCUGUAUCCCACCGAGCGUGUCUCAAAGAGCCAGGUCGCCCAGUGACGUAUGAUUAGAUAUAUAAGUUGCGAAUGUCGGUGUUCAUGUGUCAGGUGGAGUCUUCAUUUUACAUAAAUACGCAAAAAAAAAAAAAAGAAAAGGAAUAUCAUGGUGUCGAUUCGAUCUGGAUUGAUGUGCUCAAUAAUACUUGGACAUGGCAUUAAAGCGAUCGCUCCAUUUCAUAAAUGGAAAUCAAUCUAAUUAUUAAGUCAAGGCGCUAUUGUGCAAUAUCUAUUUAAAGAGCUAAUGUUGUAACACUAUCUGAGGUGUAAUUUACUCAGGUUUUGUGAUUUUCCGAAUGAUAAAAUUGAUGUGUUUUUUGUUUGUAAGUCUACAGCAAUUGUAACAGUGGUUUUCUAAGCCUGGUCCUUGAGUCAUCACGGGAACCCACAUCUCAAAGGUUGUACCCUUGAGGUAACAGACAAGGUCUGUUAGGCUUUAUUCACACUACGUUUCGUCCAUACGGGGACCGUAUCUGGCUGGGAGAAGGGUAAACCGGGCGUUCCCAUAUCUCAGCUAGACCCGGCCCCCUAUCUCAUUCAUUUAAAUGAGCCAAAAGGAGUCAGAUAGUGACUCCGGUCUGCUCAUUUAUGCCCCGUAUCCGAUUUUCUGGUCAGACUAAAAAAAUGCAGCAUACCACGGUUUUCAGUGCGGCCAGAAAAUCAGAUACAGGGCAAAAAAGAGCCCACCGGAGUCACUAUCUGACUCUGUUCGGCUCAUUCAAAUGAAUGAGAUGAGGGCUGUGUCUGGCUGGGAUACGGGAGUGCACGGUUUUACCAUCGCCCAGCUGGAUCCGGUCCCUGUAUAGGCAAAACAUAGUGUGAAUGCAGCCUUAAUGGUAGAAGUUCAGGUUGGACCUCAAACCUGCAUAGGGUUCCCCAGGGACACCCAAAUAUAAGCCGACAAGGGACAUGGUAAAUGGCCAUAGUGCUGGACAUAUCAUAUGUGCAUUUGCAAAGAGGCCUAGUAGAUAAGGUGGCCCAUUACCACCUUAAAACAGUUCCACACUCUCUUUGUAAUGCAUAUAAAAGGUUAAUUUUUAUGGCCUACAAUUCAGAUGGACUGAUGGGGAUGCUCCAUGAUAAGAUAUUGGAGUGCAAUGGACCCAUGCCUACAUGUUCUUCCACAGGGGCCUUUUACUGUCUUCCCAGAUGGCCAUGCCAUCCUACUCUCCUUCAAGACAAAAGAAGGAAAGCCGUAAAAGCUGUAGUCUGGGGGGUUUAUGAUGAUGUGUAUUCCCACAUUUUGAUAAAAGUUUUGGGGCACUUUCUUCAGUAUGAACUCCCCAUCAUCCAGAUACUACUCAUUGAUGCUAGAAGACCAGUGCUUAAAGGGGUACUCCAGUGGAAAACAUAUUUAUUUUAAUUUUUUAAUCAACUGGUGCCAGAAAGUUAAACAGAUUUCUAAAUUACUUCUAUUAAAAAAAAUC
This is a messenger RNA of Hyla sarda, 2711 nucleotides long. It is a transcript of the gene GPR12, whose product is annotated as G protein-coupled receptor 12. Gene Ontology annotation, molecular function: G protein-coupled receptor activity. The record is from RefSeq and is a predicted model, not a curated record. Gene Ontology annotation, cellular component: membrane. NCBI's taxonomy places the organism in Eukaryota, Metazoa, Chordata, Amphibia, Anura, Hylidae. The coding region runs from base 297 to 1295 and encodes 332 amino acids. Gene Ontology annotation, biological process: G protein-coupled receptor signaling pathway. The transcript is spliced from 2 exons.